Messenger RNA from Coregonus sp. 'balchen', 10031 nucleotides. The record is from the annotation of a GenBank genome assembly. NCBI's taxonomy places the organism in Eukaryota, Metazoa, Chordata, Actinopteri, Salmoniformes, Salmonidae.
CGUCGCUUCAGUCUUGUGUUUCCUGUUUACGGGCGGGAAGAGCGAAAGAAGCUGAACUAUCGGUCUGUGUUCUUGCGUCGUUGUGUUUUCAAACAUCAGCGGCACGUUUGUUUUUGUUUCUUAACUCAGUUUCAAUAAUUUAUGAUAAACCGAAUUCUACGCGACUUGGAUAUAUAUCUUUGCUUGAUCUGUGCCUACAGUUUAAAGGGAUUUGAAGCACGAAACCGAUGGAGGAGCCCGCAGAUUCCGGCGGUGGCGGGGCAGCACAGGGCCCCACGGCGCAAGUGGCGGAGAUUCGCUGCCCAAUAGCAGCGCGUCCUAUGCGGCUGCUGGAAUGGAAAGUCAAACCCGGGUCCCUCGUCAAUGUGGACUCGGUGUUGGCAUUAUGUGCUCCCAUCCCGCCGGAGAAAGAGGCCGGGUCCCAUCCACCAGAACAGCCCAAUCGGCUGUCAGAGAAGAAGCUGAAAUCGGACCGAGCUGGAGUGGUGAAAGAGCUAUGCUGUCAACUUGGACAAGUCAUAUCGCCUGGGUGAGUCUGCAAGCUAACCAACGUUAGCUAUAUAGCUUAUGUUGCCUAUGUCAGCAAUGUUUUAUACUGUGUUGUGUACUAUGUUCGUUAGCUAAUGUUGUUACUCAUGGACCAGAUUCGUAGUAGCAUAGCUAACUAGCCUAGCUAAUAAAUGCUAACGUUAGCUAGUUAUGCUAACCCAGUGCGUGUGCUGGAGCGCCAAUCUCUACAACAGCUGGAUGGAGCAUGUAAACGGGCGAGUUCGUUUUACAUGGCUCGGUGCCCUGGGUAGGCAGAGUUUGUACAUUUUAGUCCAUUCCAUUGGUCCUUAAGUGGAAUAUCCACCCACAACAGGCACCGGGCCAUGCAAAAAAAACGAACCCAAUAUUGUAGUACCACGCACAUGACAUCAUCCAGAUGGUAUCGAGUCGUCGAAUUUGCACGCUCGAGCGCUUUUGGGGGAACAAGAACUAAGAAUACUUUGUUCCACUUGAGCCUCAGAAAAGAUUUUGGUGUUAUGAAUUUGUGUAACAAGUAACAAAAACGUACCCAAUUGUCAUACUUGAGUAAAUACUUGAGUAAAAGUAAAGAUACCUUAAUAGAAAAUGACUCGAGUGAAAGUCACACAGUAAAAUACUGCUUGAGUAAAAGUAUUUGGUUUUAAAUAUGCUUAAGUAUCAAACUUAAAAUUAUAAAUAAUUUCAAAUUACUUAUAUUAAGCAAACCAGACGGCACGAUAUUUUUGUUUUAAGAAAAUUACGGAAAGCCAGCAGCACACUCCAACACUUAGACAAUCAUUUACAAACACAGCAUUCGUGUUUAGUGAGUCCGCCAGAUCAGAGUCUGUAGGGAUUACCAGGGAUGUUCUCUUGAUAAGCGCGUAAAUUUGACCAUUUUCCUGUCCUUCUAAGCAUUUCAAAAUAAACGAGUACUUUUGGGUUUCAGGGAAAAUGUAUGGAGUAAAAAUUACAUUAUUUUCUUUAGGAAUGUAGUGGAGUAAAAGUUGUCAAAUAUAAAUGAUAAAGUACAGAUACCCGCAACAACUACUUAAGUAGUACUUUAAAUUACUUUACACCACUGUAUAAUAACAUGACAACAUUUAUGGACAACUGAAAAUGGCCAAAUAUUAACUUAGAGCUGAAGAAGACACCCCUUCUUGUUGCAGUUUUUAAAGUUUGAACGUGUCAGUAGAGUUGUCAUUCUGAUUUUGUAGUUCUGAAACUUAUGACAGUUUAUGCCCUGGUGCUUUUCAAUAUGGAGGCACUACUGUAGUGUCUUAUAGAGAAGUGUGAGGGGAAGUUGUGUUUAUGUUUAGAUAUAGACCUACACAUGUUGGAGAGACAGUUGCCAUUCUAUCAGGCACCUGCACUGUAAAGCCCCUUUUUAAUGGUGUUACACAUGAUUUGUUUUGAGUUUUGUGUUGUAAUUUCAGAUAAUGUCCAUAAUAAAUAUAUAUACAGCACCAGUCAAAGUUUGGACACCUACUCAUUCAAGGGUUUUUCUUUAUUUUUACUAUUUUCUACAUUGUAGAAUAAUAGUGAAUACAUAAACUAUGAAAUAACACAUAUGGAAUCAUGUAGUAAAAAAAGUGUUACACAAAUCAAAAUAUAUUUUAUAUUUGAGAUUCUGCAAAGUAGCCACCCUUUGCCUUGAUGACAGCUUUGCAUACUCUUGGCAUUCUCUCAAUCAGCUUCACCUGGAAUGCUUUUCCAACAGUCUUGAAGGAUUUCCCACAUAUGCUGAGCACUUGUUGGCUGCUUUUCCUUCACUCUGCGGUCCAACUCAUCCCAAACCAUCUCAAUUGGGUUGAGGUCGGGUGAUUGUGGAGGCCAGGUCAUCUGAUACAGCACUCCAUCACUCUCCUUAUUGGUCAAAUAGCCCUUACACAGCCUGGAGGUGUGUUUUGGGUCAUUGUCCUGUUGAAAAAGAAAUGAUAGGCCCACUAAGCGCAAACCAGAUGGGAUGGCGUAUCGCUGCAGAAUGCUGUGGUAGCCAUGCUGGUUAAGUGUGCCUUGAAUUCUAAAUAAAUCACCAACAGUGUCACCAGCAAAGCACACCCACACCAUCACACCACCUCCUCCAUGCUUCACGGUGGGAAUCACACAUGCGGAGAUAAUCCGUUCACCUACUCUGCGUCUCACAAAGACACGGCGGUUGGAACCAAAAAUCUCACAUUUGGACUCAUCAGACCAAAGGACAGAUUUCCACCGAUCUAAUGUCAAUUGCUUGUGUUUCUUGGCCCAAGCAAGUCUCUUCUUCUUAUUGGUGUAGUGGUUUCUUUGCAGCAAUUCAACCAUGAAGGCCUGAAUUUUAUUUUAUUUUAUUAUUUUUAUUUAAAUGUAACCUUUAUUUAACUAGGCAAGUCAGUUAAGAACAAAUUCUUAUUUACAAUGACGGCCUACACCGGCCUAACCCCCGGACGACGCUGGGCCAAUUGUGCGCUGCCCUAUGGGACUCCCAAUCACGUCCGGUUGUGAUACAGCCUGGAAUCGAACCAGGGGGUCUGUAGUGACGCCUCAAGCACUGAGAUGCAGUGCCUUAGACCGCUGCGCCACUCGGGAGCCCUUAUCACGCAGUAUCCUCUUAACAGUUGAUGUUGAGAUGUGUCUGUUACUUGAACUCUGUGAAGCAUUUAUUUGGGCUGCAAUUUCUGAGGCUGGUAACUAAUUGACUUAUCCUCUGCAGCAGUGGUAACUCUAGCUCUUCCUUUCCUGUGGCAGUCCUCAUGAGAGUCAGUUUCAUCAUAGCGCUUGAUGGUUUUUGCGACUGCACUUGAAGAAACGUUCAAUGUUCUUGAAAUGUUCCGCAUUGACUGACCUUCAUGUCUUAAAGUAAUGAUGAACUGUCGUUUCUCUUUGCUUAUUUGAGCUGUUCUUGCCAUAAUAUGGACUUGGUCUUUUACCAAAUAGGGCUAUCUUCUAUAUACGCCCCUACCUUGUCACAACACAACUGAUUGGCUCAAACGCAUUAAGAAGGAAAGAAAUUCCACAAAUUCACUUUUAACAAGGCACACCUGUUAAUUGAAAUGCAUUCCAGGUGACUACCUCAUGAAGCUGGUUGAGAGAAUGCCAAGAGUGUGCAAAGCUGUCAUCAAAGCAAAGGGUGGCUACUUUGAAGAAUCUCAAAUAUAAAAUAUAUUUGGAUUUGUUUAACACUUUUUUGGUUACUGCAUGAUUCCAUAUGUUAUUUCAUAGUUGUGAUGUCUUCACUAUUAUUCUACAAUGUAGAAAAUAGUAAAAAUAAAGACAAACCCUUGAAUGAGUAGGCGUGUCCAAACUUUUGACUUGUACUGUAUAUAUAUGGCGCAAAUAGUGUAAUGAUAGUGUUUCACAGUAUUACUUACCUGCCAGUGUUGUGAUUGGCUGUGAUAUUCACCUAUUGAUUUCUCCUGACGGAGCAGCUACUGUUGUCAAACUGGGAAAGCUGUUCUGACUUUGUGGCUGUGUUAACUACUGGAAAUUUGCUCUUUCAUUUCUUGGUUGCUAAAAUUGUACACCGUUAGCUCAAUUUCAGUUUUUGAAAAAAUAAGCGCGGCAUAGUGUAAGGAAUCAUUGUACCAUCUAUGAUUCAAACAGAGGUUUUGGUCCACCAGCUUCAAACAGCUGUAAAAAUGAUAUUCUUUGUUUAGAUUGUACAAUGAUCAAAUUGAGCAAACAGUGUAGAAUUUUCUCAACCAGGAAAUGAGCAACAACAGUACAAUAGGAAAUGAUUAACAACAGUACAACCAAGCACAUAUCCACAUCAGAGGUGUAGUGGAGCGCAUGUUUGGUGUAUGGAAGAGUAAUUUCUAGUCUCUCAGAAACACAUUACGCUUUCAACCAAGAAGAUGCUGCAUUGUCAUAAUUGCAACAGCAGUGCUUCACAAUUAACUCAAACAGCAUGGUUUUAAUUCACUAAUGGAAAUGUCAGGACCCAAACUGGUUUGAGAAGAACAUUGGUGCUGCUUCAUGUUUCUCUCCUCCUCCUUCAUAGCCAAUUCAACAUGAAGGAUUUGCAUCUUCAUAUAAUGCUCCUCUUUUAAACACAUUUAGUUUGCUUUCAUGAAAUUCCAUGGCCAGUUUCUCCUGCAUGCUCAGCCACUUUGUCUUUGUCCUCCGGCCUGGGUUAGUGACACAAUCUUCCCUCCUGGCUGCUGCAGAUGUAGCGGGCUGAACUUCACCCUGUCUUAUCCCCUCCAAGCUAUGGUAGUCAUCUGUCUCUAGAAAAUGAUUACAUUGCUGCAUUUAAAGAACAUUAUUUAUUAAAGAGUUGAGUUCAUUACAUAAUUUGUAUUAUGGGAGUACAAGAGAUGACUGACAACAUUACAUAUUCCCUGCAGUGCUGGGAUGGCACAUGUUGAAUGAAUGUGUCCUACCAAAUAAGGAUUGGAACUGGGGGUCCGCCACCUGUCUUGAAAUGCUCCCUACAAGCAACAGCAUUUGUCUUCUUUAAGUAGAUUUUUAUGUUUUUCCACAGGACCUUAGAAUGACAAGAUGAUAUAGAAAUUAUAUUAGUAAUUAUGUAUGAUAUUGUUUCUGCCACACAUACAUUUAGGCCCCACUGUGUUGUGACUCAGAUUUGUAAAAGUGGGCCAACAAUAAAUACAGUAUCUUACCUGAAGUUGUUGUAGCGUCCUUUUGGUUUACUUUUUCAUUUGAGUUGAAUUCAUUACCAAUGGUAGUCCAGGCAUUCUUUUUCUUGUUUUCUGUUGAUGAAUCAUACUGUUUGUUCUCUCUAAUUGGGUGGUUUGACACAAUUUGCUUCAAGAGGGUUUUUUCAAAGUCACUGAAAUGAUUUGAAAAUUUUAUUUUACCUCCAUUGUUUGGUUUAGGUGACUUGCUCCAAUUCCACACAAUGCUUAUCUAUUAGUGUCCCAUCCCUGGUUUUUAAAGCGUCCUCAGUGCACAUCAUUAAUCUAAUUAGGCUUCACAAAGAUUAAUUGGUUAGUCCGUACUUACCUUAGUCUGGGACUCCCUAGUCUAGAACUAAUUAAUCUGAAUUUAAGCAAUGUCUCAGAAAGCCAUUUUUUAAAUCUGGAUUAAUUUAAGUAAAAUUAGCCUAUUCCUGAUUUAACUUAAACUCUGUCAGGGAAACGGCCCAUAAAACUCUUAGCUUUUCUACUAAGUUACUAAGCUAACAUAUGGAAUUGUUUUAAGAUGUCCAUACCAUGGAUCAUUUAGCUAUUUGAUUUUGAACUUUAGGACCUCUGUAGGUAUCCCAAGAAAAUACAUAAAAAAUAUUGAAUUUGGCCUUUACGACUAUAGCCCAAAGAAAUGCAUUGCAUAACACAUUCAUAAAUGGCAAAACAGACAGUCAAAAAAUAAGGAAUAAGGUUUUGAAGUGUCUGUCCUACAUCUAGGAGAUCUAAGAAAGCUCAGGAAAUAAUUUGGGUUUUUUGGACAACGGAGAACACUGUGUUCGUGAGAGUCUCAUCUUUGUGGUAUAUUUCGUGAGAAUAAAUUUUUUGGGGAUGUCUCCUGGUCUGAUCAACAGCGCUGUAGCUCGGCCACUUCCACAGGUGCAUCAAUAGACUCUUAAGGAUUUUAAGGGGGAAACCCAUUAUGCUGCUGUCUGAAGUGCCUCUUCUCUUCCAGUGGUGUGAUUGUCAGAGUAAAAGAAUGCAGCCAUCCCAUUGUGAUGAAGGGGCUGUGUGCUGAAUGUGGCCAGGACCUCACACAGUAAGUACACACACAAACCUAUUCCAUGCUACAAUUUCAAUUGGCAUAUUCACAAAAAAAUUAAAUAGGCCUAACUCUUAGUUGUAGGUUACCUCUUAUCCAUUGAAGAUGCAUUGCUAAGUAGAUUUUUCUCGCUCUCUCUUUCUCAGGAUGCAGACCAAUAAUGGGAUGCAGCAGGCUCUCAUCUCCACGGCAAAUGUUUCCAUGGUGCACAGUGUCCCCGAGUUGAUGGUCAGCUCUGAGGUGAGGCUCGGGGUGUCAUGGCACUAGAAGAUGAGUUUCCUCUGACGAUAAUGUGACCUUGUAGAAAUACCUCUGUGUCGUUGGAAUGCAACUUUUCAAUGUAGUAGAGACAGUUUUGUUGAAGCCAUGGCCCCCUUUUUAUGAAUGCCGGGUCUGUGUGAUUUGCCCAUCACACAGCAAGCAGAGCAGCUGGGCAGAGAGGACCAGCAGAGACUCCACAGGAACAAGAAGCUGGUUCUGAUGGUUGAUCUGGACCAGACCCUGAUCCACACCACCGAGCAUCACUGCCAGCGCAUGUCCAACAAGGUAUGUGUAUCUGAAAUCCUUUUCGCUGGCCUAUGAAAAUAGGUUGUUUGGUAUUUCUAUGCCCCAGGCUUUGCUGAGGGUUUGGUAUUGAAAAGAGUAGAUAAUAAACCACUGGUGGUUAUGUAGCUAGAACAAACCAAUGAUGGUUUUGCCCAUGCCUCUGCUCUUGUUCCACAGGGAAUCUUCCACUUCCAGCUGGGGCGGGGGGAGCCCAUGUUACACACGCGACUGCGUCCGCACUGCAAAGACUUCCUGGAGAAGAUCGCCAAGCUCUACGAGCUGCAUGUCUUUACCUUCGGAAGCCGCCUCUACGCACACACCAUCGCAGGUACACACACACACACUAGCAGGUACAUAACAUUCUCUGAUAAUUAUCCCUAUGUUGAAUCACUAUAUAAUUAGAUUUACAGCAAGUAAUGCAAAAAGUAUCAAAAGUGUAAAAAAACUAAACAACAACAAUCGCAUACAUGCCAAAAGUGUGAGUGCACAGACUCUAAAUGCCAGGUGAAUUGAAACACACGUAAUCAUCUAGGAGAGGGAAAGGAAAAGGUGGAUACCUGGUCACUUGUACAACUGAAUGCAUUCUACUGAAAUGUGUCUUCCACAUUUAACCCAACCCCUCUGAAUCGAAUCCUUGAGCUAAGGUAAACAUCUGUCAUUCUGCCCCUGAGCAAGACAGUUAACCCACUGUUCCCAGGCCCUAGAUCCUCUGUAAAAUCACUACCUAAUUAUAGAUCUAGACUUAAUGCCUGAGUGCUGUCUGCAUUAUAGGUGAGAAUUUUAAUCAAUACACUCCCCAGAUUGAGAAAUUAGACACCAAACAAGACUAACAGACAUGCCUCAAUGUGAUUGGUCUCAGCAUUUUGGAGGCAAAUCCUGAGCUUGAAGUCUGAGUGGCCACUAGAGGGCAGCAUUUACCUUCAGUUUGUGUCUUAGGUUCAUUCUGUACUCAGAUUUUCUGGGCUGCGUCCCAAAUGUCACCAUAUCCCCUAGAUAAUAUGGAGGUGCAUCUUUCCCUUUCAAGACGAUUCGAUAUGUAUCUAGAUACAUGGGCUCCGAUACGAUAUAGGAACGAUUCGGUUUGAUUAGAAGAACGAAUCAGUGUGAUAAUAUUCGAUGCACUAACAUUUGUUGCAUAAACACAUUUGUUUUCCAUUCUAAAUUAAAACCGACCGCCAGCAGCAUGAACCAUUCCGACCGCGUCGCACACUUCUCUGUUGGCUCCUGCGGGUAACUCGGUAGUCCCGCUGUAAUACAGUGCUCUACUGUAGUUGUUUUCCAACAGCAAGGCUCAGAUAAAUCUCACUUUACAGUAAAUUAUAAUGCACGUUUGAGCAUUUUAUAAAUCUAAUUAUCCGCAUAUGGCCCGUCAAAGUUUGGAGACGAUCUUUCGCUACCAAUUAGAAGUUAUUCUAUACUGAACGUUGGAAGCGAAUGAAUAGGUAAUGUAGUACUUAGUCUGUGGAGCAGAGAGGUCACCGUGUUUCUGACUGUUUCUCCAGGUAGAUAGGUUUGCUGUUGUGUGCUUUGGUAGACGCCUGCCCACCUGUCUGCUCCCUCUUCUCUGUGGUUUAAUAGCAGCCAGGUAGCGAGGUGUUUGUUGUGCAGUGGGGAUGUAGCUGCUCCAUCAAACCAGUCUUUGUUGCUCCUCCAGACACGUAUUAUUGUACAGCUUCUAAAGAGGAACUGAUAAGACCCAGCCUGCAUUUAGUUCUCAUCUCAAAGCCUUGAUGUUUUAAUGAGCCCACUGAGUAUACAGAGACGCCCCCCCCCCCCACACACACACACACACCGAUGCCAGCAAUUUCGUUUGAGAUCAAAUUGAAAACCUCCAGAUAAAGGCACAGCAAAGGGAGAGAACUUGAGAAUUGGCUCUAAAUGGACUCAAAAGCUUUGUUGUACAGCUACUCUGUGUAGCGCCAGAUGGCUGGAGAGUAAUGGAGAUUGUCUGUUUGGCAAAACGGCACCUUCACUUUGCUGAAUACAUCCUACUUUUCCACAGUGGUCUUUUAAAUAGGAUGUUUAAUGCAGUUGAGUCUGCUCUCUGCUGCUGCCCAGCGUGCGGAACCGAACCCCCUGCCACACUAUUAACCAAGCUCUCUCUCUCUCUGUCUCUCUCAUAAUUUAUUGAGUCCAUUUUAAGAUGCUUUUCUUGUCGCCUGUUUCUGUGACUGCAGGCUUCCUGGACCCUGAGAUGAAGCUGUUCUCUCACAGGAUCCUGUCCAGAGACGAAUGCAUCGACCCCUUCUCCAAGACAGGGAACCUAAGGUGAGACCUGGGUCUCUGUCUCUUUGGCAGAGCUGGUAGCACAUACCGCUUUGAAGCCCACACAUCACACUUUGACACUCAUACCAAUAGCAAUUUCAGCCAGGACGUUUAAGAAGAAUCUGUCCAAUAUGAAAAGGACAUAGCUGAUAUGUUAUCUUUCAUUUCGACACUUUGGAGAAAAGGCAUUAAUUCACUCAAGGGAGAUAUCCUGUGGAAUUGGGAGAAAUGUAUUUCCGCUCAGCCACUACUGCUGAAGAAUUCAACAGAGGGAAUUCCUGUAAUGAUUGGAACUACUAGACCUUAGUGUUGAUUAAAACCUGGCAGCAGUCAAGUCAUCUGAAGUCACUUUUUUGCCCCCUCAGACAAUACAGCACUAUAAAACUGAGCCUUCCAGCUCUAGCAUGACAGUGCUAGAGAUGAGCAGAGGGAAAAUAGCCAUGCAGUAUUUCUUCUAAUCAGUGACUCCUGUUAUAGGAAGCGUACUAGAACACCGUUCUCAAAGUCCUAAUGGUAGAAACUGUGGUUCUUGUAUAGUUAUGAUGUUCAGAUAAUUAUUGGUAAGAGUGAGAGCCAGAAUUCAGUUCUACCCUGGAGGCGUAGUCCUUCCCAAAUGGCAGCAUGUUCCCUUUAAAUGACUUUUGACCAGGGCCCAUAGGUUAUAGGCUGCCAUUUGGGACGUAGCCUCGGGCUGGGUAAUGAUCGAGAGAGAGCAUAGCAUUUUGCUCUGUUACUGUGGGACUUUGUUAUUCCCUAAAGACACACUGCCUAAGGAGUUACACAUGUAGAGGAGAGGAGAGGGAGUGCCAGUUUAACUUAUAUCUAACUCUCUCUCGCGCUCUCUUUGUCUCUCGCUCUCUCUCAGGAAUCUGUUCCCAUGUGGGGACUCGAUGGUGUGUAUUAUAGAUGAUCGGGAGGAUGUGUGGAAGUUUGCUCCUAACUUGAUCACUGUGAAGAAAUACAUCUACUUCCAGGGGACAGGAGACAUCAACGCCCCACCCGGGUCUAAAGAGGCUCAGCAGGGAAGGAAAGGUAUGGUAUAUAGGGUCUGA